Molecule: messenger RNA, 282 nt
Organism: Emiliania huxleyi CCMP1516
Lineage: Eukaryota; Haptophyta; Isochrysidales; Noelaerhabdaceae
Exons: 3
Coding region: 1-282 (93 amino acids)
Source: RefSeq, a predicted model, not a curated record
AUGAAGGUGGUGGAGCUCAAGGAGGAGCUGGGCGAGCGUGGCGAGGCCCUCUCGGGCAACAAGGCGUGGCUGCGCCGCCGGCUGCACGCCGCUAUAGCGAGCGAGGAUUUGGAGACCGCGCUGCGGGCGCCGCCGGAGAGCAGAAUAGAAGCAAAAACGCACGUCGUCCGGGUUCUGUCGUGUAUCGAGCGUGCGGGCGGCGAGGCGAGGCUGAGCCUGUGGCGAGAGCUAAGCGAUAGAGAGCAGUGCGAGAGGAGACGCGAGCCCGACGCAGUCCGGUGA